Trypanosoma conorhini is the source of this 1704-nucleotide messenger RNA. RefSeq names its product putative protein farnesyltransferase. The record is from RefSeq and is a predicted model, not a curated record. Gene Ontology annotation, cellular component: protein farnesyltransferase complex. Lineage: Eukaryota; Euglenozoa; Kinetoplastea; Trypanosomatida; Trypanosomatidae. The transcript has a single exon. The annotation marks the transcript as partial. Gene Ontology annotation, molecular function: protein farnesyltransferase activity. Gene Ontology annotation, biological process: protein farnesylation.
AUGCCUCUUCCGCCGGCGACGAGGACGACGCUGGCGCAGCGGGAGGUGGAGUCGACCCUUUUGCGGUUCCUGCGGCAAUACCACCCGGCGGUGCAGGAGCACUGGGGGAUGCCUUGCGAGGCCGCGGAGGCCACCGAGGAGACGCGCAGGGACGGUACGACCUGUCCGCCUCUGCUUCGGGAGCUGCACAACAACUACGUGCAUGGCCCUUUCCUGUGGCUGCCGGAGUCGAUGCAGGGACUCUACAGUGGCCAGCCGUGGAUUGCGUAUUGGGCCCUGCAAGCCGCGGACCUGCUUGAUAUUACAGACAAACUCUACGAAUGCGUCUCCCCCGAUGCCAUUGGCGAAUUUAUCCUUGGCUGCCUAAAGGAGGCGGUGGCGGGCGAUGAAGCGAGUAGUGCCGAUGACGGGAGCAGGUAUCCGCCGAUUGUGGAGGAGCGGCAUGACUCGGUGUUACCAAGCCAACCCGCGAACCUCCUUGACGUUGGUAGCGAUGAUGGAAAGCGUCUUGUGGGAUUUGCAGGUGGACGGGACGCGCAGGUGCCGCACCUGGCUGUGUCGUACGCCGCAUCCUGCUCGCUUUGCAUAUUGGCAAAGACUGAGUACCUGCAUGCUCUUCCCCGUGCUGCCAUUAAGCGCUGGAUGCUCUCUUUACGCUGCAAGGACGGCAGCUUCUGCAUGCAUAUUGGGGGCGAGGCAGACCUGCGUGCGUCGUACAGUGUGGCCGUCAUCGCGACGCUGUUUCAGCUUGAUGAGGUUGUCGCGUACAGUGACGGGCGGGACGAAAGUUUAAUCACAGAGCAAACGGCCGCCUUUGUGGCGUCCUGCCAGACGCAGGAAGGAGGCUUUGCGUGCGGGCUGCACGGAACGGAGGCGCACGGGGCCUACACGCAGUGUGGCCUUGGCGCCUUGAUAUUGAUGCGGCACCCGCACCUCUGCAAAUACGCGGCCCUGCGGCGGUGGUUGGCGGCGCGGCAGAUGAGCUUCGAGGGCGGCUUCAACGGAAGGACCAACAAACUCGUGGACUCGUGCUACUCGCACUGGGUGGGGGCGUCCCACAUGCUGCUGCGGGUGGGGGAGGCGUACGCGCGGCUCCUGCAGCAGGCGGGGGCGGCACGGUGUCUGACGGCGCGCGAGGCCCUCCUGCUCGAUCACGCGCAGCUCAUCGACGUGACGCUUACGCGGCCGAUGGACGACGACGCCUGGCGCCAGGCGGAGGAGGCGCACCGGCGCCGCGCCACACACGUGCAGGCGUACCUCCACGCCCCGCCCGCCUCCGCCUCCGCCUCAACUCCGCCGGCCCAGGCGUUCCUCGACGAAGACGUGGGGGAUUUGCUCUUCAAUCAACGGCGUCUGCAGCUCUACGUGCUCGCCUGCUGCCAGGAUGAGGAGCUGGGGGGGCUAAUGGACAAGCCGGGCUGCCCGAACGACGCCUACCACACCUGCUACUCCCUCUCCGGGGUGAGUACGGCGCAGAACCUGCAGUACCUGCCGCGCCCCUGCGCCAGCGACGGGUUCAUGUACGCCACAGCGGUGCGUCGCGGUUACAUCCCCACCGAGCGCGACGACUACGGCAUCGUGCUCGCAUCCCGCAACGGCGGCGGCGUUGGGGGCUGCUACAGAAGCCAGGAGCGACUCCCUUCACUAAACCCGAUUUUCAACCUCCGCCAGGGCCGAGUCCUGGCCGCGCUGCGUGCGUGGGGU